UAACUCCACCGGACGACGAGAUUACGGUUGAGGGCUGCUCGUACUUGGAUUGCACAGACUAUUAAACACCUGAUUCUGUUAUUCGCUGGUAUUUGUGGCUGUAUCGGUGUGGGAAAACGUGUGGCCAUGACAACAAUGGCUCAUGACAGCUAACAGCAGGUGUUUCCCCUGCUAUGAGGGUUCCUGAUGUCUGAGCUGGAGCGUGACAGUUUAGCAUCAUGGAGGAGAGAACUCUGGAUUAAUUUGCCCAAAGAGACUGAUUUAAGUCAGGCUGACAGCAAUUUAGAUUUAUAAUUAUAGAUGCUUUAGAAUCUGACCCAUACUGCCCCUUCAGUUUUACGUAGCUGGCCAGAGAGAUAUUUUUGAUACGAGACAGAAGCUUGUUUAGCUUUUAGCCAAGCCAAUUUGAAUGUUGGAAUAAUCUCAAAUCCCUCCUGGGGAUGGUUAAGUGAGUGCCCAAGUCUGAGCCAAGGAGAUUAAGAUCAUAUUAGAUUUUUAAGUGAAGGAAAGUGGAACACCUGUUUGACUGAGCUGCCAAAUCCGGACCACUCUCCUUUCAUUGAUUUUGACGUCUCUUUUGUGUAUAAGACAGUGCUUGGCUCUUUCCUCCAUCUCUUCCACUGUGCGUGAAAAGAGUCAGUCAUUGCUUAUCAUCGUCUUUAGGGUAGGGGUGCGUUUAGCAUUUAUUUGCUCAUUCUGUGUGUGGCACUGGAAGCAUGACUAUAUUCAUCACAGUCAACAUUCCCCUUCAGCUGGGUUAAAAAAAAGUCUAGCUAAAGAAAGAGGGAAUGUGACGAGCCAAGUUUUUUUUCCCCCACUCAGUCGUCCUCUGAACUGCUUUGUGGAAACCUCCAUUCACUGUGAUUACUUUGUCUCCACGGCCCACUGAGAGAUAGGCAGUCUCCAGAGUAUUAAGGAUUGAUCUUGGCCCUUUGACUCGAAAGGAUUGCACAAGCAUACGUGUACACACAUUGUGCAGCAACACUAGACUCCCUGUUUGGGCUGCCACUGUUUGGGCCUCGUGCUUUUCUUUUUUUUUUUUUUUUUUUUUUUUUUUUUUUUUUUUUUUCUUUUUCUUCCUCCCCCCCCUCUCAGUUCCUGUGGGUUUGAAUGAUUGAGGACGAGGGCCACAGCCUUGGCAGUGGUUCGUUUGUAUUUGACCUAGUGCUUGGCCAUUGUUGCUGACCAUCAUCCUGACCCCUGCUCUUGACACUGAAGCUGUAUGGAUAUGCAGAGGGAUGGACCUGAAGUCUUGCUGACAAAGCCUAACCUUUAGGGGCACCCUACACUUUAAAGGAUUUCCGAUUCUUUUUUUUUUUUUCCCCCCAUCCAAGUUGUGCAUAGGUAAAAAACUUAUCUUCACGUCUGCCCUUGCUGCAGCAUUGUUUGGCUAAAAGGACAGGAUGAAACUGAAAAAGCAGGUGACUGUGUGCGGCGGGGCCAUCUUCUGUGUGGCUGUCUUCUCUCUUUAUCUGAUGUUGGAUCGUGUCCAGCAUGACCCAGCCAGAAGACAGAAUGGGGGAAACUUCCCAAGGAGUCAGAUUUCGGUGUUGCAGAACCGCAUUGAGCAGCUGGAGCAGCUUCUGGAGGAGAACCACCAGAUCAUCAGCCACAUUAAAGACUCUGUGCUGGAGCUUACGGACACAGGCGCCAUCUCACCCAGUGGCCAGCUUCCUUUUCGCAGUGCCAACGGCUCCUGGGUGCUGCCUUUUGAUGGCAGACCCACCUUCCUCACCAUAAAACCCCAAGACUGCCAGUUUGCACUGGGCCGCCAUGGCCAGAGCGACCUGCAGAUGCUGGAUGUGUACUCUCUGCUGAGCUUUGAUAAUGUGGAUGGAGGUGUGUGGAAGCAGGGCUUUGAUAUCACGUAUGAGCCCACAGAGUGGGACAAUGAACCCCUACAAGUGUUUGUAGUUCCUCACUCUCACAAUGACCCAGGUUGGAUCAAAACCUUUGACAAAUAUUAUAAUGACCAGACACAACAUAUUUUUAACAACAUGGUGGUCAAGCUUGCAGAGGACCCACGCAGGAAGUUCAUCUGGUCUGAGAUGUCCUUCUUUGUUAAGUGGUGGGAGAGUGUAGACACUCACAAACAGGAGGCAAUACGCAAAUUGAUCCUGGGAGGGCAGUUGGAGAUUGUAACAGGAGGAUGGGUAAUGACAGAUGAAGCCAAUAGUCACUAUUUUGCCAUGAUUGACCAGCUUAUUGAAGGGCAUCAGUGGCUGGAAAAAAACUUGGGUGUGACUCCUCGCUCAGGGUGGGCUGUUGACCCUUUUGGUCACAGUGCCACCAUGCCAUACUUACUGAAGAAAGCCAACCUGACCAGCAUGCUGAUUCAGAGGGUCCACUACUCUGUUAAGAAGCAUUUUGCCUCCACACAGAACCUGGAGUUCAUGUGGAGACAGGCUUGGGAUCCUGAGUCAAGUACAGACCUGUUCUGCCACAUGAUGCCCUUUUACAGCUAUGAUGUGCCUCACACAUGUGGGCCUGACCCAAAGAUCUGCUGCCAGUUUGACUUUAAGAGGCUGCCAGGCAGCAGAAUCAACUGCCCCUGGAAGGUGCCUCCACGAGCCAUCUCUGAGGCUAAUGUGGCCGAGAGGGUUCAAGCCCUUUUGGACCAAUAUCGCAAGAAGUCUAAGCUUUUCCGUAGCAAAGUUCUGCUGGUACCAUUGGGAGACGAUUUCCGCUAUGAUAAAGCCCUGGAGUGGGACCAACAAUAUAUCAACUACCAGAAGCUUUUUGAUUACAUGAACUCUCACCCAGAAUUGCAUGUUCAGGCCCAGUUUGGCACACUAACGGACUACUUCAACGCUGUGUAUAAGGCUAAUGGGGUGGGCCAGGGGAUGAGACCGCCUGGUUACCCUGUACUGAGUGGAGAUUUCUUUGCGUAUGCUGACCGAGAGGAUCAUUACUGGAGUGGCUACUACACCUCUAGACCAUUCUACAAAAACCUAGACCGUGUUCUUGAAUCCCACCUUAGGGGGGCAGAGAUUCUCUACAGUUUGGCUGUUGCACAUGCACGCCAUGCAGGAAUGGAAGCGCGCUACCCCACCUCAGACUACUCUCUUUUGACGGAUGCAAGGCGCAAUAUUGCUCUCUUCCAGCAUCACGAUGCCAUCACCGGCACUGCCAAGGAGGCUGUUGUCGUUGACUACGGCACCAGGUUAUUGCGCUCACUUAUUGGCUUGAAAAGAGUGAUCAUUAAUGCAGCACACUUUCUCAUAAUGAAAAAUAAAGAUGUCUAUCGCUUCUACCAAACUGAACCCUUCCUGGAAACGGAUGACAGGCGUGCCACACAGGACUCUUUACCCCAGCGCACUCUGAUUGAAUUGGACUCUUCUCCCAGGUACCUUGUGCUGUUUAACCCUGUGGAGCAGGAGCGUCUAUGUGUGGUCACUGUACUGGUGAACACAGUACGGGUCAGAGUACGCACUGAGGAUGGCCAGACUCUACCAGUGCAGCUCAGUGCACAGUGGAGCUCCGCUGUGCAGAUGGAUGGAGAAGUCUACCAGGCUUCCUUCAUGACCCGCCUCCCUGCUCUGGGAUUGGCUGUAUUCCAUCUGUAUGACUCGAUCGACUCCCCCAUGACUUUGCGAUCUGAUACACUGCUGAGGGUUCCGGGGCGGAGUCAGAGCAUGAAUGGUUUGGAUCCCCUUCCUGUGCGCUCUCAGGUGGCUGAUUCACAGCCCUUCUACAUACAAACCCAGUCUCUCACACUGGGCUUCUCUGGCACCACAGGCCUGUUGGAGAGUAUCCGCCGUAAGGAUGACCCUCAGGAGGUGAGGGUGCAAAUCCAAUUCCUCACCUACGGAACUCAGGCUUCCAAGGACAAGAGCGGCGCUUACCUCUUCUUACCGGAUGGCAUUGCCAUGCCAUACGUGCAGAAAGAGCCUCCAACUGUGCGUGUUGUGGAGGGUCCUCUCUUUUCUGAGGUGGUUGCAUACUACCAGCACUUCCAGCAAACGGUCCGCAUACACAACGUGCCAGGUAUAGAUGGUCUGUCUCUGGACAUCACCACCUUGGUGGACAUCAGGGACCAGAAUAAUAAAGAGCUGGCCAUGCGUAUGGUCACAGACAUCCGGAGUGAGGACACAUUCUACACAGACCUCAAUGGUUUCCAGAUCCAGCCACGCAGGUACUUCCAGAAGAUACCACUGCAGGCCAACUUCUACCCCAUGCCCACCAUGGCCUACAUCCAGGACAGCCAGUAUCGCCUGACCCUGCACACGGCCCAGGCCCUGGGAGUCAGCAGCCUUGCCAGUGGUCAGUUGGAGGUGAUUCUGGACCGUAGAUUGAUGCAGGAUGAUAACAGAGGUCUGGGACAAGGUCUGAAGGAUAACAAGAGGACAGCUAACCGCUUCCGGCUCCUGUUAGAGAGGAGAUCCAGCAGCAGCAGGCCUAUGGGCUCUUAUGCCAAAAUCAGCCACAUGAUUAGUAAAAUCAUCGCUCAUGUUUUAGGAGACAGCACAAAAGAGGCUGUUGACAGUGGACCAGUCAGCUUCCCCUCUUUGCUGAGUCACAUGACCUCUACCAUCUUGAACCAUGAGGUGCUGGCACUGCCGGUCAUUCCAAAGAAACGUGGCAUUCCCCCUCUCCGCACCUUUUCCCCACUGGCGACAACACUGCCCUGCGACAUUCAUCUGCUCAACCUCAGGAGCAUCCAGGGCCAGGACGCCAACUCACCCUCCCCACACACGGCUCUCCUGCUGCAUCGGCUGGGUCUUGACUGUGGCCUCGAGCUCCAAAACCCUGGAUUCAACUGCACCACCACACAGGGCAAGCUGGCCGUGUCGGGGCUGUUCCGGGGUCUGGACCUGCAGUUGUUGCAGCCUACGUCGCUGACGCUGAUGUACUCGGAGCCUCCACUCUCCAACAACUCUGUUAUCAGCCUGGAGCCCAUGGAGCUUUCUGCCUUUAAGCUCAAACUGCACUAGGCCUUGUGACACCAGCGCAUCCUGCACACAGCGGCCAGUGCAGAGAGACAGCACAUGCCCUCUCUCUCUGUCUGACUGGGGGAUGAGAAUCAUGAACACACUGUAUACCAACAUGGAUGCUGAUGUCCCCCUAAAAUACUUUUAUAAAGGGAGACUCCAGCACGAGUUACACUUCCCGUAGCUGUCCCAGAACUGAGUGACUGGACAAUAUGAAGAUGAUGUUUGAAUUUUUUUUUUCUAAAUUUGCUUAAAUUCAAAUCAACAGAAUGACUAGUGAUUGUAUGCUUUUUAUUAGACAUGGAUGCUUGAUGAUCAUUUGAGACUCUUGUACAUUAUUUUUGUCAUCCUGGCUGGAACCACUGACAUCUUUCUGUCUUCUUUUCCCCUUUUGUCUAUCUUGCGGAACAUCUUAGGCAAUGUAGCCUAUUGUACGUAAUUGUCUGUGGCACUUCAUGAACUAGUGGGACUGAGUGCAAUAUGUGAAGCUUCUCUAGGGGUAGUGUGGAUUUAAAUUGUUUUUUUUUUUUUUUUUUUUAAUUUUUAUUUUUCCCGAUUCUCCAUUCUGCAGAAGCUGUGCUUGAAACUUUGUCGAUGACCCGUUUUGUAAUUCAGUUGAUUGUGCUGCCUGCCUUAGCCGCAUGUUUCUGUGAAUGUCUGCUCGCUCGCUCUGGCAGCUUUACAAAAAACAGCUUUCUCUCCCUCAUCUGCUAGUCAGUGGCCUGAUUUUGAGUUCUCCUUCUUCCAAUCUUGUCAUGACUGUAGCGACUGAUGACAACAACUUGUCUAUUGAAUGAGAUUUUUUUUUUUGUUCCUGAAAAUGCUGCUCCCUCCAAAUUACCUUGCUGUUACAUACCAUUUAUUUUCCCCCUGGGCCCAAAGUGUUGAUGUCUGCUAAGGAUGGUGUGGUGUACUAUAAAAUAUGCAGUAUACAAUACCUCUUAUAUCUUACCUAUGAACAUUGAGAUGUGCAAUAUAUUACUGUGGUGACUGAUAUUAUUGCGUGUGGCACAGUGGCUAGGUAACAAGGUGACAUUGAGAUUAUGGCACUGUUUACCAUCAUGCAUGUACAGGAGUGAGCCAGUGAUGUUAAUGAGUGAUUUUAGAUCAGUAUUUGUAACUGAUCUAAGCAUAGCCGAAGGCCUUUAACCCAUAUCGCUGUGCGUAUGGAGAUCAGUGAUGUUAACAAUAAUAGCACUGUGGUGAGGAAAAGCCUGGGCACGUUAAUGUAUUGUAAAGUUCCAUUCCAGUGGUGUUUGUUCAUAGUGUCUCUCUUGUCCUGAUACAGUCAUCAACUUGACUCUGUAAAUGUUUAUCAUUCAGUGCAAAAGUAUGACAACUGCCAGGAGGAAGGUGUCUGUAAAAGCUAAAGCUGUUUCCUGUUUUAGUUCUUACUUGUCAUCUUGUCGUCCCUACUGUGUUCCCUGAAAUGCCUCACCCUCAUAGAGACUCGCAUCUAUGAUUUACUGUGAGAAAUUAAUGCUCUGAAAGGAACGAUGCUAUUGGAGAAGAGGUUAGUAGCACUCAUGAAACCUCUGAGCGUGAGUUGUCACUGUUGCCUUUAUCUACACUAUAUAAAAACUUAUGGCUUCUGACCCAGUCAGCUAGUCUAAAAGAACAGAACUAAGGAGAGGGUGGUGAUAUUUCUGAGCAAUUCCUGGAGAGCUUAAGCUCUAUUCUAUAAUCUUGGAUAAAGAUCCUGUUGAGAAAUUGACUGACUAUAACAAGUCGCUAUAACUAUAUAUAACAAUUUUUAUUCCCCCAAAUAUUGCUGUCCUGGACCAGGGGUAUGUUGGAGCUCAUUUCAAAUUGUACUUCUAGUGAGGGUUUACACACACACACACACACACACAUAUACAUACAUACAUAUAUAUAUAUAUAUAUAUAUAUAUA
This is a messenger RNA of Pangasianodon hypophthalmus (striped catfish), 6824 nucleotides long. RefSeq names its product mannosidase, alpha, class 2A, member 2 (gene man2a2). Bases 1404 to 4934 code for a protein of 1176 amino acids. Gene Ontology annotation, cellular component: Golgi membrane. The record is from RefSeq and is a predicted model, not a curated record. Lineage: Eukaryota; Metazoa; Chordata; Actinopteri; Siluriformes; Pangasiidae. Gene Ontology annotation, molecular function: alpha-mannosidase activity; carbohydrate binding. The transcript is spliced from 24 exons. Gene Ontology annotation, biological process: N-glycan processing; protein deglycosylation; mannose metabolic process.